UUUUGGAGAGCUAAAUCAAAAUUUUGAAAAUAUUUUGGAAAAUCUUGAGAAAUUAUUGUCAAAUUUGACCGAUUCCUGGACAAUAUAUUGAAUAUACUAGUAUAUAGAAAAUCAUCAUGAGUGGGUCACGCUUCGUUGAAAUGCUACGCCAGAUUAACUAUCCAGGCGUGGACAAGCUGGACAGUAAGAGUUUUGAUUGGCUGUUUGAAUAUGAUGAGACUCUACCCUUCCUGGAAUGGACGUGUGACAACCUCCAAUCAGCAAAUGUUUUAAGCAGCAGAGAAAUAGAAGAAUUCAAAAAGUUAAAGCAGCAAGGAGGUGGUAUCUUAGAGGGUGAGCACUUGAAUAAGGCCUUACAUGAAGUUGUCGACACUGGAGAAGAUUGCAGUGAAGGUGCUCUUAGGGAAGAAGUAAAUCUGAUGACUAAUAAACUUAAAAGAUCGAAGAAACGCAAGGAGAAAUUAAUUCAACAAAGAAACAAACUCAGUUUACAUUACACUGGCUUGGGUCAUAAAGUGUCCAGGUUAGGUGAAGUAGAAGACAGAGGCAAGAGAGACUAUUCAGAAUGCCUACAACAAAGUCAGGCUGAUAACACGCAGAUCAACCGUUCCCUUGAAAGGCUCACAAAGAGUGUACAAGAUAUGACAUCACUGUAUAACCAGCCUACACAAUGGGACCCCAGUACUAGUGAUGGUGAGGGGCCCAUGUUCCUCUCCCAAAUGUCCCUGGAUAGCUACCACAACAUGGAAGAUAAAUUCACACAGGCUCUGACAGCACACACUAAGAAACAGUUCUUUGAGGGUAUUGCUGAUAUGGCGGGUGGCCAGGAAGAUAAUCUAAGGCUCCAGAUUCUUGAUGCUGCAGAUGCAGAGACUUUACUAGUUAAGGGAGAAAAGGCACAUGUCAAUGAGGAGAAUAAAGAUGAACUGGAAAGAUUACAGGCUGUAUAUCCUAAAAGUGAGAAACUCAGGCUGAGUGCACAGAUGGAUGAAGCUGUUGCAAAGGCCCUGAAUAACUAUGCAGACAAGAAACUGUCAAGUCUUAGAGAGAACAGCAGGCCUCAAAAUGUUAGACAGCUAAGUUCAAGCAUUCAAGACCUUCAGCAGUCUGUUCAUGUACUGAAUCGUGACAUCACCCCUCUUAUAGAGAAUGACAUCCCAAUGCUGAUUGCAGAGAAUGCACCAUUCCAAGUGUCCAAAAUACUACAUGGUGAUUACGAUCUGAAGACCGCAAGACAAGACUACUUCACUUCAAACCAGGAUAAGUUGAUAAGCUAUCUAGUAGAACAGAGAUCUCGGGGUGAAUUUCUCACAAUGCUGUAUGAGAUAGAGGCCAGGAACCAUAGAGAUACCCAUAGAUUAUUAGCUGCAGUCAAAAUGCAACUGGAGAGAAAUGUCAAAGGGCUUCAAGACAGAAUUGCCAUGCUGAAUGAGCCAGGUUUGAAGCAAACUAGAGAGAGAGAAACCAUUGACACUAGGGAUCCCUUAAACAGACUUUAUGAUGUCAUAGGUCCAAGAAACAAUGAAAGCAAGGAGCAGCUAUUCAUCACAUACUCUGGUCUUGUCAAUGGAGCUGACAAGUUAAAUAGUGACAUCACUGGUUUGAGAGCCUCACUUUCAUCAGCCAAUAGCUAUCAAGAUGACAGAUUAACCAUUCUUGAACAAAAUGUGAAGCUGUGUGAGACAAUAGUGUAUGCAGGGUCAGCCACUUCAGGCACACAGCCACUGCUCAGCCCCCAACAGCUGUUGGACAGUUCCCUUCAUCUGGAGCAGCUCAUUGAUAAGCUAGAAGCUAAUAUAACAGACAUUGCCACUGGGAUUCAAGAAAAGAAAAAGUUAUUACAGGCUGAUCCGCUGAAACGUAUAGAAAGGGAACUGUACACCUAUUUCCACAAUGAUCCAGACAGACUAAGACAAACUCUUCAGGAUAUAUCUCAUAGACUACAGGCACAAAUGGUGAAGUAGAAGAUCAAGUGUCAAACUAUCAAAGACAUUUGUAUUAUUGCACCAAUGUUCUUUUAUUCAUUGGUGGUAAGACGCUAAAUCCAAAAGUAAUCUCAAAAAACAUAAUACAGACUGCAAAUGAAAAAGGAAAAAGAUGCACAGAUUUGAAUUAAAACUUACUUUUUCUUGUAUAGAUGGCAGCGUUGUAUACAGAAAUUAUGACUCCAGUUUGAAUGAAAAUGAAUUUGCAAAAAAGAAUAAAAGGAAAAAAUAAACAAAAAAGCUGCCUAAGGGGCUUAAUCUUCAACUGAUCAAGGCAUGAGAAUAAAGAUUGGAUAGAAAAAAUCAAGUUGAUCAUCUAGACUUUUCUCAGGCCUUGAAAAAUUGAUUCACCAGUUUGGAAUACAGAGCAUGAAUAGACUAUGGGAUGAGAAUAAGAAUUGAAUAGGCCAUAAAGAGAUUCAAGUCCACUCCUCAAAAAUACAGUUCUUUUAUAUUGUUUAUUAGAUUUAGAAAAAAUCUUUUUGAUGGUGAAAAUAUACUGUUCGGAUAACAAG
Molecule: messenger RNA, 2500 nt
Organism: Owenia fusiformis
Lineage: Eukaryota; Metazoa; Annelida; Polychaeta; Sabellida; Oweniidae
Source: the annotation of a GenBank genome assembly